AUCAAUAUGAGCACGACUACGAGUGACACGAUAAUAGUCGGAGCAGGAAUAAUCGGCCUAUCAACCGCGUACUACCUGAGUGAAUCCAAAUCCACGCCGGCGUCGAGCAUACAUCUAGUCGACGCGAGUAAAGAGCUGUUGAACUGCGCAUCCGGUUAUGCGGGAGGUUUCGUAGCAGAAGAUUGGUUCGCACCAUCCAAUGCUCCACUCGGAGCGCUAUCCUUCAAACUUCACAAAGAUCUCGCAGCCAAGUACAAUGGCCGGAAUAAAUGGGGCUAUUGUGCAAGCACGAGCUUCUCAUCCAGUCAGCCCCAAGAUUGCGAGGAGGCCGUUGGAGGGAGUGGUGAGGAUUGGCUCGCGGAUGGGACGAGCAGAGCACAGGCGGUGGCAGCGGAUUCGAAGAGCGCUGUUGGACAGAAACCGGCUUGGUUGAAGAGAACGGAGGAAGGUAUCUUGGAGGAGAUCAGUGCUAAAGGCAGUGUUGCGCAGAUAGAUCCGUUGCGAUUCUGCCAAUGGCUUAAAGAGCAGCUAUUAGAGAGAGGGGUGACUAUUCAUCAUCCCGCAAGAGUUAUUUCCGUGUCAAAGGAUGGAGAUGGGCAACUCAAUGGGGUUCGGCUCUCUGAGGGUGGAACAGAGAAUGAACUGCCCUGCAAGAAUCUGGUCAUCAGCUCAGGCGCCUGGACUCCCCGCGUAUUCUCGUCUCUUUUUCCAAAGUCGAAAGCGCGUAUCCCUAUCUCUCAUUUAGCUGGCCACUCGCUCCUCCUAAAUAAUCCACUCCACAAAGUAGACGAGGAGGAUAUAGAAUCAUGUCAUUCUGUGUUCGCCACAGAUACUUUGGGUUUCUCGCCAGAGUGGUUCUCGAGGCUAGGAGGCGAACUGUACCUCGCCGGUCUCAACAGCACACUCAUACCACUUCCAGACGCCGAUGAGAACGUCAAGGCCGAUCCCAAGUCUGUUGAGCAACUGAAGCAGUGUGCAGCGGAAAUGAUAGGGGCUGUGGAGGGAAAAGAGUUGGAAGUUAAGAGAGAAGCAUUGUGCUUCCGACCGGUCACAGCAAGCGGUCGACCGAUUGUAUGUCGCAUACCAGACGACAAGUUAGGCGGUGGACUCAAGACUCGCGGAGGAAGCGAGGGGGGAGUUUUCCUCGCAGCUGGGCACGGCGCUUGGGGUAUCUCCCUUGCUCCAGGUACUGGACUGGUCUUGUCUGAGUUGAUUCAAGGGCGGGUUCCGUCUGCGAAUAUCUCCGCGCUGACUUUGCCGUCGCUAUGA
Periconia digitata is the source of this 1269-nucleotide messenger RNA. The record is from the annotation of a GenBank genome assembly. NCBI's taxonomy places the organism in Eukaryota, Fungi, Ascomycota, Dothideomycetes, Pleosporales, Periconiaceae.